AUUUGUUAAGAUAGGAAAUUCGACUAGUAGCCUAGAUCUACUAGUUUGAUCGAUGGUAAUAGUUGGAAAUUUACAAUGUUAUAAUAAAAAAGUGUAGGUGGCCCUAGUCAACACCGAGCCACUGUGAUUAUAAAUGUGGAUACUGUGGAUCCUUUGAUAUAGUUUCAAUAUAUAUUUUAAAAUAAAAAUUUAAUAAAAUAUAUCCUUUUGUUUACAAAUUUAGUAUGCAGCGGGAAAAAAUGAUAUCUCUUUCUUUCUAUUUGGCACUAUUUGUGUUAAUCGACAACUUUAUUUUACCACUUCUACAAGACUAUGUCAGUUUGAAAACCCUUUCAUCAAUAACAAUUACAUUAUUAAUAAUCGUUCUUUACAAGUAUUUGCAUUGGAAAACUAACUUACAUAAAACCAGCUUUAAACUAGAAAACUGUACAUCAGCCAACCAAAUUUCAGAGCGUCCCAAAAACUUAAAUUUUUCUUUAAAAUUAGAAUGUGACACUAAACAGACACAUAAUAUCCCUGAAAAAAAUAUUUUCGGUUUAAACGUGUUAAACGAUUCAGAUUCUGAUGUUAGCCUGGAUGCAAGUAAAAAGUGCCAACUAUGGAUUAACAGCACAGAAACUGAUGAAGCUAUAAACAUACUUUUUAUUGACGAGUUGAAAGAAAUUCUCAAUUUAGGUAGUAGUUUAGUUGAAGGGACUUAUAAGAUCAAAGAGAAGUGUCAAAUCUUAGAAGAAAAGUAUCAAAACUUAACUGCCCAAAUACAAUUAGAACUAUUAAAAGCGGAUGAUGUCUCCGUUUUGGAACAACUAAAAAAUCUAAAAUUAUUAAGAAACAGAUUAUUGGAAGUGCAAACGUGGUGUAAAAGUCAAAAGAAGAGCUUCCUGAAGCUGAGAGAGGAAUUAUUAGGCAGCUUCCAAGUGUUCAGAUCUAGCUCCACCAACACAAGUCACGGUUCUCUAGCCUCUUCUUUAUUCCAAAGUGUUUAUAAUCGAAUGAUAAGCGUGAAAAAUGAACUGCCGUUACAAGCAAUGAAUCUCCCAAGUUUGUUAACACGACAUUCUGCUAAAUAUAUGUCAGUGAAAGUUGAAGCACAUCAAAUCUGUCUAACGUUAGUGUUGUUUUUGAAUGCUUGUUUCUGUAAUUCAGAUUUUUUACAACGGUUUUAAAUGUUCUGAUAAUUUCUUUUUUUUUAAUACUAGAAUCAAUUUGAAAAGCACUAAAAGCCCUCAAAAACUUUCAUUAGAAUUAAAAAAAAAGUUUUUAUUAACAUA
This is a messenger RNA of Physella acuta, 1271 nucleotides long. RefSeq lists its product as uncharacterized. The record is from RefSeq and is a predicted model, not a curated record. NCBI's taxonomy places the organism in Eukaryota, Metazoa, Mollusca, Gastropoda, Physidae.